This is a messenger RNA of Neoarthrinium moseri, 243 nucleotides long. RefSeq lists its product as uncharacterized. The transcript is spliced from 2 exons. NCBI's taxonomy places the organism in Eukaryota, Fungi, Ascomycota, Sordariomycetes, Amphisphaeriales, Apiosporaceae. The record is from RefSeq and is a predicted model, not a curated record. Gene Ontology annotation, biological process: mitochondrial electron transport, cytochrome c to oxygen. The coding region runs from base 1 to 243 and encodes 80 amino acids.
AUGUCUCCCCAAUCCCUCCUCCGCGCCAGCCCGCGCGUCGCCAACCUGAUGGGCCGCCGCAUGUUCCAUGCCACCCGCACCCGCCUGUCCUCGCCCUACCACUACCCCGAGGGCCCCUACUCCAACCUGCCCUUCAACACCAAGACCCGAUUCUUCGCCGUCCGAUACUGGCUCUACUGCAUCACCGGCUUCUUCGCCCCCUUCGGCAUUGCCGUCUGGCAAACCUACAAGCCCAAGGCAUAA